AUGGCAUCUACCCAACAGAUCAGUCGGCAAUCCAAUGCCUCCGUUCGAUUGGAUCAAAUCCAGUCUGAAAAGCCUAGAAUAGAAGUUGUUCUAAAGAAAAAUAGUGAUGCUGAAACAUUAGCAAGUACCUCCAGCAACGAAGAGAAACGAGAGAAACUGGCUGCAACAGAAUCAAGGCAGCCUCAGGCGGCACAGUUGAAAGAGAAAAGGCAGCAAGAAAGGUUGAGAGAGGCAUUAGACAAGGAAUUAGAUGAUUUAGAUCUUCCGAAAUUGGAAGAUCAGGUGAAACAAAUUCCGCGCAAAGGAAAGAACUUGGAUUGGGUUCCGGAUUCUAUCGUCAUUACCAACAAAGAUUACGACUCUGACGAUGACGAAUCAGAUAAUUGCUCACUGAUAUCUGGGCUUACGCUACCGCAAGAAAUCUCGCUUUUAAGACAGAUUGCCGAUAAACAUCAUCAUACUCACAGUAGGCAGAGCAGGACCAGUAGUAGGACAAAGGAAAAGAGCAAAUCUUCAUCCAAGGGCAGCAAGUCAUCCAGGAAAACGAGAAACAAGGUGGCCGCAAGCCAGAUAUCUUCCAAAUCUGCGGAUAUUGCUUCUCACGGUAAACGGAAGAGUCGACCGACCACUGAUGCAGGAGAUCUAAAACCUGAUCGAGCUCAGAACAUGGAGAUUGAAAUCAAAAUGAAUGGCCAGAUCCAAAAAGGUAGCUAUUCCGGAGCUCUCUCACAGACAGUACCCCGCCUACCAUAUGGUGCCGGAAUCAUCAAGUUUGACAAUGGUGACAUGUACAUGGGUGAUAUGAUGGACGGCCAAAUGCACGGGCACGGUACUUUGGUGAAUGGAGACACGGUGCUCCGAGGAGAGUUUGAACACAAUAUGUUUGUAGUAUGA
Molecule: messenger RNA, 894 nt
Organism: Cylindrotheca closterium
Lineage: Eukaryota; Bacillariophyta; Bacillariophyceae; Bacillariales; Bacillariaceae
Source: the annotation of a GenBank genome assembly